CGGGCGUGCGCCGAGGUGUCCUUGCGCCCGAGGCCGAGCGGCCACCAUGGCCGACGUGAGUGUGGAUCAGUCCAAGCUGCCGGGCGUGAAGGAAGUGUGUAGAGAUUUUGCCGUCCUGGAGGACCACACCCUGGCUCACAGCCUGCAGGAACAAGAAAUUGAGCAUCACUUGGCAUCAAACAUUCAGCGGAGCCGUCUGGUCCAGCAUGAUCUCCAGGUGGCUAAGCAGCUCCAAGAGGAAGACCUCAAAGCCCAAGCUCAGCUCCAGAGGCGCCACAAAGACCUUGAACAACACGAUUGUGAAAUUGCUCAAGAAAUUCAGGAGAAGCUAACAAUAGAGGCUGAGAGACGACGCAUUCAGGAGAAGAAGGAUGAGGACAUAGCACGUCUUUUGCAAGAAAAGGAGCUACAAGAAGAGAAAAAGAGGAAGAAACACACUCCAGAGUUUGCUGGGGGCAGCACUUUUGGAGAUAGCUACUAUUAUGAAGGUGGAGACCAGCCAAGGUCAAGGAGGGCCAGGGAAUUGGGUUCUGCACGCUCAAGGCUUUGUAGUCUCCAAAAUGAUGGGAGGACUGUCAAGCAGAAAAAGGAGACGCCGAGGCAUCGACUAGAGAGCUUGGAAGAGCUGGAAGAUCACUGUACGUCAGAGAGACACCUGCCUUCUUCCAGCUGGGGCAGACGGAGGGAUGAUGUUCAGACUGCCGUUGAACAGCAUGAAAGAAAGCAGGCUGGUCAAGACAGGCUCUGGAAAUCUCCACUCCCGAAGAUCAGCGGGGAGGUAUAUCUGACCACUGACUCUUCUAACCACUGGGAGGCUAACAGUAGCCCUCAAACUCGGAGUCAGGAAAAACAGUCCCGACACCAUGGCAGAUGUUCACCUAAGUCUUCACAGAAAACAGGGCUUCCCUGUAAGGAAGUGGUGUGUGGGAGGGACCUUGGGCAAGGUGAUCACAGAGAAAGGAGACAUAGGCCCAAGACUCCUCCCUUCUCAGAGGACGAAGAACUGCACUACCACCACAAUGCAGGAAUAAAACCAAGAGGAAUAAAAGAAGCUGUCUCUACUGCAGCACGAGGGAGCCAUAGGGACCAGGAAUGGUAUGAUGCUGAAAUUGCCCGAAAAUUGCAAGAGGAAGAACUUCUGGCUACUCAUGUGGACAUGAGAGCAGCUCAGGUUGCCCAGGAUGAGGAAAUUGCUCGACUUCUAAUGGCUGAAGAAAAAAAAGCUUACAAGAAAGCCAAAGAGCGAGAAAAGUCAUCUUUGGACAAAAGGAAACAUGACCCUGAGGGCAAGUCAAAAGCAAGAUCAACACAUUCAAAGUCAAAAGAGAGUGAUGAAACACAGCGUUCCAAGGUUGACAGGCCAUCAAGGCCACCUAUGGUGAUGGGCCCUGAGGAGCUGGAUCCCAUCCAUUUUACAAACCAGCAUAGUGCCACACGUCAUUUCUCAAAGUCAGAGUCCUCACACAAAGGUAAGGAACAUCCUCUGUAAGCCUCGUGUGACAACAGGAAAUGAAAUAUUC
Molecule: messenger RNA, 1520 nt
Organism: Acomys russatus (golden spiny mouse)
Lineage: Eukaryota; Metazoa; Chordata; Mammalia; Rodentia; Muridae
Gene: Ccdc50
Product: coiled-coil domain containing 50
Exons: 11
Coding region: 47-1489 (480 amino acids)
Cellular component (GO): cytoplasm
Molecular function (GO): ubiquitin protein ligase binding
Source: RefSeq, a predicted model, not a curated record